Beta vulgaris subsp. vulgaris (sugar beet) is the source of this 1248-nucleotide messenger RNA. RefSeq lists its product as uncharacterized. Bases 1 to 1248 code for a protein of 415 amino acids. NCBI's taxonomy places the organism in Eukaryota, Viridiplantae, Streptophyta, Magnoliopsida, Caryophyllales, Amaranthaceae. The transcript has 2 exons. The record is from RefSeq and is a predicted model, not a curated record.
AUGACUUGUGUGUCUUCUCCUUCAUUCUCUAUUAGCCUGAAUGGUGGGAUGUUUGGUUUCUUUAAAGGGAAAAAAGGGUUAAGACAGGGUGAUCAUGUCUCUCCUUUGUUAUUUGUAUUAGUGAUGGAGUACUUCACAAGGAUCCUAAGGAAAAUGAGUAGAAGGGAGGAUUUUGGAUUUCAUUAUAGAUCUGGCCUUAAGAUCACUCACCUUGUAUUUGCUGAUGAUCUCAUGAUGUUUUACAAGGGUGAACUCAGAUCUAUGAUGUUGUUAAUUAGAGCUUUGAAAACAUUCUACAGAGCUUCAGGGUUACAGGCAAACAAGGAUAAAAGUGCAAUUUAUUUUGGGAAUGUGACUGAGGAGAUUCAGCAAAGGAUAAUUCAAGUCUCUGGGUUUACAAAAGGUCAGUUUCCUUUUAGAUAUUUGGGAGUGCCUAUUACCUCAAAGAGACUCACUAUAGCAAAUUGUGAUGUUCUAGUUGAUAGAAUUAUGAGAAGAGUUUUGUGUUGGACUUCUCGAAAUCUUUAUUAUGGUGCCAGAAAUGUUCUGAUUAACUCUGUAUUGUUGAGUAUUCAUACAUAUUGGUCACAGAUCUUUAUGUUACCUAAAGGUGUGUUGUUGAAGAUUAUACAUAUUGUAAGAGCAUUUCUAUGGGAGGGGAAUUCUCAUAUACAUAAACCUCCACUUGUUUCCUGGGACUGGGUUGGUAAGCCUAAGAGCAAAGGUGGUUUGGGAGUGAGAAAUUGUGUGGUGUGGAACAAUGCUGAUAUAGGUAAGUAUACAUGGCAGAUUGCUCAAAAGGAUGAUUCUCUCUGGAUUAAAUGGAUCCAUAGCAUCUAUAUUAGGGAUGCAAACUGGUGGGAAUACCAGCCAAGAGGGAAUGUAAGCUGGACUUGGAAGCUUAUAUGUAGAGUAAGAGAUUUGUUUAAAGAAGCUUAUCACAAUAACCAAUGGCUUGAUGGUAGCAAGGCCUAUUCAAUCAAGGAAGGUUAUAAAUGGCUCAGUGGGACACAAGAGAGUGUUAGCUGGCACCACUGGGUCUGGAUCCCUGUCAACACACCAAAACAUGCAUUCAUUUCAUGGCUUGCAGCUUUGGAUAGACUAAGGACAAGGGAGAGGCUCAAGAUGGCUGGUUUCCGAGGUGGCUCAUGGCUUUGGUUGAGGUGCCCUCACCAUGCUGGAGCUGAUUUUGCUGCUUCAAGCUCGGAGCUACCACUCCUCACUGGAGCUCCAGCUCAAAUUGGGUAG